Molecule: messenger RNA, 792 nt
Organism: Helobdella robusta
Lineage: Eukaryota; Metazoa; Annelida; Clitellata; Rhynchobdellida; Glossiphoniidae
Exons: 4
Coding region: 1-792 (263 amino acids)
Source: RefSeq, a predicted model, not a curated record
AUGGCCACGUUGGAGAGAAAACAGAUGGCUUUGACAACGUACAUGGCGGUUUUGGCUAUGGAGAACGAAAUGAAGAUGGCAACCGCAUCCUUGAGUUUGCUGAAAGUCACAGAUGAAAGAAUUUUUAAAGAUAUCCUUUAUGCCAAGCUGGUCAGGGGUAAAAGAACAAUCGGUCGUCCAAAAUUAGCUUACAGAGAUGUCUGCAAGCAAGACAUCAUGACUUCAGACAUUUAUGGGACCUGUGGGAAGAGAUUGUUCGGGAUUGAACAGCAUGGAGACAAAGUGUUUGAGAUGAUAUUAUGGCGGGAGAAUCUAAAAGAUCUAAAGCUGCCUCUGGCAGGUUGCAUAAAGGACAUAAGAAUAAAUGAUUUUUUGUUACCAGUCAGUCAGACAGAAAUUUCAAAAGCAUCUUUUAUUAUUAACAGUUUGAAAAAUGUUCUUCCUGGAUGCCAUGAUUACGAUUUUUGUUCAAAUUUGCAAUGCAUUCUUCCGCUCAUUUGUGUCAGUCGGUGGAGACACGCUGAAUGCACGUGUCCUAACGGUCACUUAAGAAUAGAAGACAAAAGAGAGUGCAGAAAAGUAUCAUUUUGUCAUGAAACUGAUAAUUUAAUAGAUGUUGACUACAAGGAAGAUGGAGACUUAUGUGGUCAACAAGUGCUAUCAGAUUGUGAUGGUAAAGAAGGAUACGAUGAGCAUUGUUUCAUGAUAAAUGAAGAACUAACGACCUCAAAAACUACCAAACUACUUCUGUUUGUCUUUAUCUCCAUUGUCAUCUUUAUUGGUAAUAAAUAG